This is a messenger RNA of Acanthocheilonema viteae, 1149 nucleotides long. Lineage: Eukaryota; Metazoa; Nematoda; Chromadorea; Rhabditida; Onchocercidae. The record is from the annotation of a GenBank genome assembly.
AUGUCACGUUACGAUAUUGUGCUAUAUGGUGCUAGUGGUUUCACGGGAACCUAUGUUCUUAAAUUGUUGAUUGAAGAACAAAAAAAGCAGAAUGUAAGUUUUGCUAUUGCUGGACGAAGUGAAGCUCGGUUAAGGAAACUCCUCGAGAGUACAGGCAAAGAUCUACAAAAUAUCUCUAUAAUUAUUGCCAACAGUUAUGAUGAGUCUACGUUAGCAGCAAUGGCGAAGCAAGCAAAAGUCAUCAUAAAUGUUGUUGGACCUUAUCGAUUAUAUGGAGAAGCAGUUGUAAAGGCUGCUGUGGAAAAUGGUGCUAGCUAUGUGGAUAUUUCGGGAGAACCUGCGUUCUUGGAAUCGAUGCAAAUGAAAUACAGUGAUGUUGCUCAAAAAAAUGGUUUAUAUGUGGUUGGUGCAUGCGGUUGGGAUAGCAUUCCGUGUGAUUUGGGUGUUAAUUUUCUGAAGGAGAAAUUUAACGGUCAACUAAAUCAUGUGGAAACAUUUGUGCAAUUAAAUACAGGACCUGCGGGUUAUUCGUUCAAUGCGGGUACAUAUCGUACUUUAGUUUUGGGCUUGGCAAAUAUGAUGACCGAUGGCUUGGGUAAAAUAAGACGAAGUAUUAUGCCAGAACGGCUGCCAAAAAGCUCGUUCCGUGCACCGAAGAGGGGUACUUUUUGGUUCAAUGACAAAAUUGAUGGAUGGUGCCUUCCAUUUUACGGAUCAGACAAGAGUGUCGUUACUCGAUCUCAAUAUUUUGACUACAAGCUCCACAACGUUUUACCAGUGCAAGUGGAAACAUUCAUUCGAGUCAAGUCAUUUAUUUGGGCUUUUCUUCUUUCUCUGUGGCUUGUGGUUAAACAAGCGUCGUUUACUUACUGGUUUUUUGGUACUGGUUGGACAGAAAAGCACAGCUCUUUGGACGAAUACAAGGUUAAACCAGCUAAACAGAUGGUAGCUCGUUGUGUGGGCCCGGACGCCGGUUACAUUUCCACAUCAGCUUGCGUUUUAGCCGCUGCAUUAUCGCUGCUCAAUGAUGCUGAUAAACUUCCACAAGGUGGCGUAUACACAUCAGCGGCAGCAUUCAAAAACACAGGAAUUUAUGGUUGUCUCGAGAAAUAUGGUGUUCGAUUCGAAAUUGUUGACGAGCUUCACUGA